Messenger RNA from Paramecium pentaurelia, 685 nucleotides. Lineage: Eukaryota; Ciliophora; Oligohymenophorea; Peniculida; Parameciidae. The record is from the annotation of a GenBank genome assembly.
AUGUUGAAUUCAACCGCAUCAAAUCAAGAUGAAAUAAUUCUGAAAUCAUCAAGAAGAUUUGUACUUGCAGAUUAAGUUAAAGAAUAAGAAUCUGCUCCUAUUUAUCGACCUAAAAGAUCAAGUAAAAAAGUGAAAUUAUCACUUGUAACCAAUUAACCUUAUACUUAAUCCAAAAUUUGUUAUAUUUGUCGUAGAAGCUGCAUAAUUAAAUUAUGUAAAUGUGAUGAUGUAUAAUAUCAUCCUGAUUGUGUAAUUGCUGAAAUGAAAAAGCCUUCAUCUUCCAUAUCAACAUUACAAUGUCUUUUUUGUUUAUGUUUCUUUAAAACUGAAAUUAAAAAUAAAAAGUAUCACAUCUUUCUGAAACUAUAGAUAUCAUUAAAGAUAGAGAUAUAGAAAUUUAACAGUUUUACUAGCCAUCUCAAUAGCUGUUCUCUUUAUAGUUUUAGGAGUAUUAUGGAAUCAACUUUAAGCAUAAUUGAUAAUCAUUUUAUUUAUAAUCAACAUAUUGCUCUCUCUAAUUGCAUUAUAUUGCUAUAGAAGAAUUUACUAUAUAGAAAUAGAUUGGAGAUUAGUUACAGUAGAUGAUGAAUUAAUAGACUCUCAAGCUUAUGAAAAUGCAAAAAUAAUAUUCCAAGCCUUUGAUACAAAUACUGCUCAUUACAUAUUUGAUACUGAAAUUUAAUGA